CCACGGCACAUGUCACAGCAACACUGGCCAUGAUACUUCCACAUUCUCAACAUGGACCCCACUGAACAAAACCCAGAGGACAACAGAGACCCAGAAGAUGCCGAAUUCAAUGACGCCGACAUAUCUACUGCGCCUUUUGCAGAGUUGCCCACUUUUGGACGCGGCUUGUGGAAACGGCCCAUAAAGUUUAUUUCACCCGCCCCGAUAUCACCAACACCAGUAGCCCCCAAAACAUCAUCAUUGGCGGAUGCGUAUCGAGCUAUCGUCUUUCCAUCAGGAAGACCAGAGCCCAAAUCCGAUGCCUAUCCGCUAUGUGGUGUCUGUGGCGGGCCUGUCACGGAGAGCAGCGAUCGGGCGCACUUUCUGUCCCAUAAACACCAAGCUGCCUUGCCACUUGCCCCGAUACCUUCCGGGAUCGAUCGUACACGCAUGGGUUUGAAGUACUUGGAAAAGUAUGGCUUUGACGUUGAUUCCCGAGUAGGGCUGGGCGCCAGCGGGCAGGGCAGGCUUUUCCCCAUAGUGCCAAAGGAGAAGCGCGACAAACUUGGUCUGGGCGUGAACAAGCGAUUACAAGUGGAGAAGAGGAGGAGGGACACUGCGUCUCCCACGAACGACAAACUCGAUGCUGGCAAAAUGCGGAAGCUAGCUGUGAAGGAGAAGCAGAAGCAUGAGCGACUGCAACGCAUGUUCUAUGGUGACGACAAAGUCGAGAGAUAUUUGAGCGGGAGGCCAGAUGUUGACCAUGGACUGAAGUGA
This is a messenger RNA of Periconia digitata, 756 nucleotides long. The record is from the annotation of a GenBank genome assembly. NCBI's taxonomy places the organism in Eukaryota, Fungi, Ascomycota, Dothideomycetes, Pleosporales, Periconiaceae.